ACCACCGACCGACACGCAGAGGAGGGGAGCUCAAUAAUCACGCAGCGUGAACUCAGUGAGAGAGAGAGAGAGAGAGAGAGAGAGAGAGAGAGAGAGAGAGAGAGAGAGUCUGUUCAUUCCCCUGUGUGGACCAGGAGCGACCAAACACGGAGUGACCGGGGUCAAGGCGGGAGGUCUAGCCGUCAGUUGUUGAAUGGGAUGCCGCAGGCUGACAGCCAGUUUGUCCCCCGAUGUUCCUGAGAGGAGAGCGGACCUGAAGGAGAGCAGCUCGACACGGAGAGGUGAGUGAUUUCAACACUUUAUGAAAAACCGACCUCAGACUGUACUAAAGUUUUGGCACUAUUUAUUACAAAUACAUAAAUAUUAUUUAAAUUUAUAUAGGAAUUUCUCUGUUGGCUGCUUGUUGCUUUGAGGUUUAUCUGACAGUGAUAUUAGUAUGUUUGGUGAUGUUUCUGAACCUGUUGACAGACAAAACGAAAAAACAUGAGAGCAACAUCUUUCAGGUGCGUUUUUUAGGCUGGUGAGAGACUUUUUCUUGGUUUAAGCAACACUAACCUCAAUAGAGCAGUUAAAAAACAGGGGAGACCAGGGGCAGAAUAGGGGACACCAGGGACAGCUGUGACAUAUUUCAUAUUUUCUUCCAUAACUCACAGAUACAACAUAUAAGAAACAAAAACAGUAUUUUUUUUCAUCAGAGCCAAUGCUGUUUCAUUCAUGAAAUAACAGAUGUCAGAGUGAGAAAUACAUUUAUUAGCUCAUCAUGUAGGAAUUAAAGCACCUGGAAGUAAUUUGUUUUGUUUGUAGUGUCUACUAAUGUCAAUAUUUUUGUUAAUAGUGAUUGUGGUGAGAUUAUUUUAGAUUUUAGGCAAUGUACCUAGAUUUUAAAUAAUCCCAUGAACUCCAUUUUAGUCUAACUUUAUCUGCCAUUAUGUCAAGAACAGUCAAACUGUAAAACUUAUCAGAAAUAGUAGACAAUCCAAGAGUAACAUUAAAAGAUCUCUUGAAAGUAGGAUUAAGUAUGUUUAUAAAAAAGAGUUAGAAACAGUACAGUCGUUUUAUUUAAAACAAAAUGUGUGAUUAUGAUCAAACUUUUGAUUUAAAAAAUAAACAUGUUUAACCUCUAGCCACAAAGCAAAUAUAAAACAUGGCUGCUCAGAGUCAAUGAUAUAAAUUUCAGUUGUAACAGACCAAUAUAAGCAUAGACUGAUCCAAGCUUGUGUGCAGUUUUAUACCUCGAAACCACCUUUUAAAAAAGUUUACACUACACUCAUUUCAAUCAGGCAGCAGGAGAAUCCAACUGAGCAUGUGCAGUCAUUUUGAUAUCUCUAGCUUCUUCUCCUAUUGGAGAUAUCGAUUGCGUUACAACUGCCCCCGGUCUCCCCUACAGCCUUGUGUCAAAUCAAAAACAUAACAAAUCCCCCCACAAAAGGAGUUAUCAAUAUUUCUAUCGAAGAAGGAGUUUUCUAUUAGAUUAUUGAUAGUAAAUAUCUUUAUCAUCGAUGCACAGAUUAACACAUCACACUGACAUUUGUAGGCUUUACAUCAUUUUAGUUUAGUUUUUAUUGAAACCUAACAAUAAAAGUCCUGUCAUCUGAGAGUGAAACUUUUCAAAAGUCACAGUGAGGACUGAAUUGAUUUUAUAUUUCUGUGAAGGACGUUUAGAGCAUCGAAACUACACAUUUUUCCUAGUAUUAAACCAAAGAAAACUCAGGGUUACGAUUUACUCUCUCUCUCUCUCUCUCUCUCUCUCUCUCUCUCUCUCUCUCUCUCUCUCUCUCUCUCUCGAGAUGUUUUCUUGUACCUGUAUUGAUUUUUAUUUCUUUUCUUCUCUUUUAUUUGUCAACAUGAACAAAAACCUUUCAAGGAUAUUCCAUCUAAAACAUCAGUAUAUUGUGUCCAUAGAUACUCCAACCUAAUGAUGAUACUUGAUGAAAAAACACCAUCCUCCGACUGUGAAUUCGACUCGUGGAAAUUAAUGAUGGAUUUUUUUCUAAAGUCAGUUUAAUUUGUGAUACCCUCUAGUGGCCAAAAAAGCGUCAUGGUGCCGGUGUUGAGGCACGCUCCUGUUUCAACAGAGCUCAGUAGGAGAAAAACAAACUCACAUGUGCUGCUGUACAUAAAAGCCUCUAAAAUCACUGAAAAACGAUUCAACCAUCUGUUUUAAGCAGCAAAUUAUGACAUUCAGACUUUAAGCAAAGCAGAGAUGUGUUGGCUUCGCUGUUAUUGCUCUGUUUUCACGCUCUGUGUGCUCAAUAGUCAACUUUAUGUCUGCAUUGUGUAAAUGGAUGAACAGAGGAGCAUCUGUCUGAGUAGGAGAGUACAGAGUGAUUCCUGAGUGAAUUUGUGUGUUUGGAGUUUAAAGUCUGUGCGCAUCGGACAUCUAUCGCUCUGAUCCCAAAAGCUACAGUGCCAUUUUCAAUAAAAGAUGGAGGCGAUGGGAAAAUUGCUUCUUAAAUAAAAGAUGAUCGUGGCUUGGUUAGAAGUUUUCUCAUCGGACUCUGAUCCUCUCUUACUCUGUCAUUUGAUGAAGGCCUGAGAUCACAGCAGGCUCUCUGUCUGUCGGGAUGUACAAAGACAGUACUUAUCGGGACACAGAGUUGAUCCUCGCUCCCUCUCUGCACUCAUUUCUUUUUGACAGAUCACAGAGGAGACUCCGAUCUUUUAUUCAUCUCUUCUUUUUCAAUAUUUCUCUGUUUUCAGUAAAGUCUAUUCUCCCACCUUCUCCUUCAACUUUGCCCUCUUUCAGACUGGAUGAGCAGAGAUGUGACUUCCACUCAUCACUUUCAGCUUGUGCUCUGUAGGGAUAAUAUGAGCUGAGACGAAUCAUAGUCAUUUCUUCAUAAUUGGUACCAUAGAUCUGUGCAGGCUGCUGAUUGAGUGUACUACAGUGUGCUGAAGUAGAGAUUUAAAGCAGCAGGGGUGAAAAGAAUCACAUAAUGAGACAGCUGAAGGAAAAGGAUGGCUGCUCCCUGUUCAUGUCUCUGUUGGGUUUUCCUCCUGAAGAAGUCAGUCCUGAUGAGGAAACACUACAUGAUCGAUUGCUCUAUAAACCAGCUGUAUUGUCAUCAUUGAAACACAAGUUUAAUUGUGCACAGCGGCAGCAGCAGAGUGGAGGAAUUUCGAUUGAGGAAGUGAAGAGGCAGCUGGAUUGAUUGUUUGAUGCAACAAACAAUCAAAAAUGACAUGACCGCAGAGAAUCAGGAUUCAUUUAUCCUGAGUACAGAGCUGGGAUUUACGCCGCUACCUAGAGAGCAGGAACAAUGAGAUUAAUUACAUGAAUAUGAAUGAACAAAUCAGACACAUGCAAAAGUUAUACAACUUGUUGAAUCCUGAUGUAAUGCCGUUACUCAACCAGACCCCUCAUAAUCGAUGCCGUCCACUUAACUCUGCCGGCCAUGCACAACAAUGACGUGAUGCUUCACAAGAGGUAGUCAAGGCGAACCAGGAGAGUAUCCAUGGUGAGCAGGAGAAAAGGAACGAAGAACUGUGAAAUCCAUUUGUGCAGCUUUGCAGAGGGGCUGCUCAACUAUGGUGAAAAUCACAAUCACGAGUAUUUUGACUGAUAUUGAUAUCACUUUUAUUAAAAGUGAUUACCUCUUUAAGAUGUAUAAAUAGUCACAUGUACUCCUAAAAAAAGGGACCAUGUGUCUCUUCUUUUCUUAAUUUUAAAGGAAUAUUCAGUGGAAGCAGGGUUUUGGACAUGUGGAGGGUCAAACACCGAGUUGGACACCCCCUUGAGAGAUGAACGUUGCCGACCGCUUGCUUCUCUAGUUUUACCAACUUUAGUAACGAUCAUUUCUUUAUCAUUUCCUUAAAGCAAUAAUCAUCAUAAUAAUCAUUUUGCAGACUCUGUAGUUCUUCUGCCUUAGCGUCUCGAGCUGUAGCUUAAUACUGGUGAUAAUACUCUCUGAAUUAAAGGCAGAUUUCACGCGUAGUUAAGUAUUUCCACACUGCUCCUCUCCCUGCUCUCCUCUCUCUGCCUGUAGCUGCCUGAUAGUUUGUACCGCUGUUGCACAACAUGUUGAAGAUACCAAUACUCCUAGCUAGAGACCCAAAUAACAUCCUCAUGGCAGGAAUUAGCAAUAUGUAAACAUUGCACCACUUUGAUUUGUUUAAAAGUUAAGUGUUUCUAAAGACUUCUCUUCAAGGUCCCUGAUUAUAAUAAUGCAAGCCCACUGAUAGGAACUUCGCAACAAGGGUUAAGGGUCAGCUGUUACCAUCCUGUUACUAACGUUGUUUAAAACAUGACAACAGUCGUCUUCUUGUGCAGCCUCUAUAAGCCUGAUUGAGUCUCUAUCUCAGAAUAACUGAUAAGAGGGGGACUUGGACUGAACUGGACUCUCUUUUCUGUCAGUCCUGCUCCUGAAUAUUCCUGCAUUUUAGUUGUCUGUGGCCCUGUUAUUUAUUAAUCAUUGGCAGCUUGUUAGAGCUUGCAAUGGGAGUUUGAGGGAUUGGAUUGAUUGAGAGGAGGAAUCUGGGUUAUGAAGUGCAAGACAACAGUGAUUUUUAUAUCCCCUCUGCUCAGCAGAGAGCUGGUUAUGCUGCAGUGGAAAAAUCCACAUCAUUCCCUGUGGCCUUAUCUUAUUCCUGCCCCUCUGUGAAUGAGAUGAAAGAUUUAUUACAGGGCGGGUCAUUGCCUCACUGGAGCAAAAUCUGAAGGAGUCCCCUGGGUUUUUAUUUUUUUAGGAUGUUGUUGUUGUUUUUUUCCAGUAGUGCUGGUCGAGGGCAAACAAGGCCAAGGAUGUAAUAGACCUGUCAAGUGUCUCCAGAGGAGGAGAAACAGGAGAUGAGACAGGCGGCAGAAGGAGAUAAGGGAGGGAUGGAGGCGGGUGGGCGUUAUUGAAUGAAGGUUGAGGAGCAAAAGGGCGUCUCAGAGGUCAGUUCAUCACAAAAUGAAAUAAGACUCGGCUUUAUUCUCAUAUUACAGCGCACACAGAAAUAUCAGCUGUUCUUCUGCUAAGACAGAGAGAUUUAGGAGUUUUAUGGAAACAAUUACAAGUUUAAAAACUGUCGACGGAUCGAUCGUUUAUUUUGCUUCUCAGUGUUUAUUGAUCAGUGGGUAUUUUUCCUCAUUAAUUAGUCAGUAACAUGUUUAAAAUCCUCUGAAAUUCACUCUCUAGACAUAAAACCUGCGAGCAUUUGGCGCUUAGGGGGUGUAAAUAUUCGCAUUAUUCAUUUUUUAAUCAAUUUUACUAUCUAGGCUAAUUUUUUAGUUUGACAAUGUUUCAUACAAAAUUAAAAAAAGACAUCCAACAAACCUGAACUGUUGGUGUUGUGUUGCAGCCAAGUUGCACAAGUUCAUUAAAAAAAUGUGGGCUGACAAUAAACCAGAGACACAGCCUGAGGCGGCGGUGGAUGCAAAGAAAGUCUAGAUGUUAAAUUAUCCUCCGGAGCAGGUCUGUGUUUGAGAGCAGAGGUCAGAAUGAGACAGAAAUGACCUAUGAGAACACCAGGAGCUGAUCCAUGGUGCAGCAUGAGUAAUAACUGUGCUUGACAAAGCCAAAUAUUGGUAUAUAGACUGAGAUAUUGAUCACUUGAAAGGCUGUAUGUAAUAAGAAGUGAGUUGAAGAGGUCUUGAUUCAUAGUUCUUCUUUGGCUUUGUGGCUCCAAACCAAGUCAGAGUCGUCCGUCCACAUAAUGGAUCUGGGUCUGAAUGAAGGUUCUUGUGAGUUACAGCGUCUGGAGGAGCUGUGUGAAAAAAAAAGCUCCUGAAAAUGAAGCUCAGUCAUUUUGUAGCUGUAAAAACACCUAAACUUCUGAGUUUUUAUCAGUGUGUCCCUGCAAAGCUCCAACAUGCAGACAGCAGAAGAGAGAGAGAUUAUUGACUUUCAUUUUUUGGGGUUCCACCAGCUGGGACAGAUUCAACUUAUGGUUAAGUGCGAGUUUUGCACCUUUAUUUGCAACACAGCUUUUUACACAGAUGGUGUACCAGCCCACUAAACUGUCCCUCACUUUUCUGCUUUCAUGAAACUUGAAGAUUAUCUCAAACUCUAUUAAUUGGACGUUUCUUUUUCAGCUUUUUCAAAACUUUCAUUCUUUCAACUACAGCUGGGGUUAAGGUCAGAAAAGUUAGAUUAAAUUUGGUGAAGUAAAAUGAUUUUCAUCAGCACAAUACUUCAUUUGUAAUUUGAGGAAAAAAAGGGAAAAGUCUCCAGCUGCCAUUCUCCGACCUUUCACCACAUCAUUUGUAUAACUUUGACACGAGUUUCUCCCCUUAUCUCUCUUAUUAUGAUAAAAAAUAUAAAAAGCUUUCUGUAAAAUACAAACUUUUUAAACAGGAUUAUGUGCAUGUUCGUAGAGCGAUGUGAUUUCAUACAAAUAUCACCUGAACGACACUAUCCUUGAUAAUAAAAUGACACCUGCUGCCCUGACCUUAUGGAGCCAAGUGCCGUACGUGUGUUUACAUGUGUGUUCACAGUUAUGCAGCUUGACUUUGGUGGCCAUGUGUGAAAUUGAAUUACCUGCAUGCAGGGAUCAUUGCACCUUGUUUUGAACAGAGACCAAUGAAAUGAAGCCACCGUUGGCCUUUCCUCGAAUAAUCAAUAACAAGUGGCCGUGCUGUCAGCGUAGCGCUGCUGCAGGACAAAUAAAAGCCAUUUAAAACCAAACACGGGUUACCUGCUCACCAUUUCUUUAAAACACUCACUCCUCAGUUGUUUUCAAUAGAUUCUGUGUGGAAACAACUUUUAAAACCGUCUGUAAAGUGUCACAUACAUGACUGGACUUUGAAUCAGUGAUUGUCCUGCUUUAAGCUCCAUGUGAUGUUGACUGUAAAAUACCUUCAAAUGUUUUAUAUAAAAAAAAUACAGAAAAAGAAGAACCUUUGUUUUAUCAAAGCUAAACGACCUAUAUAGAGUUUGAAGUAGGGCUGGGCGACAAACCGAAAAUUUACCGAUACUGAAAUUUACAACAACAAACGACGUCAUUUUGCCCAUAUCUGUAUAUUCGGUGUCAAAAAAUGAAUAAAUAAAAGUUGGUUUUGGAUGUGUGUAGGUAGGCUAUGGUCUCAUGUCCCUUUAAGACACUGUCCUACAUCGGAGACGUGACUCCACCGCAUCCAGUCCGUAACAAAGAGGGAAAGACAGGUGAGGAGAUGGAGGACGGUUCAAAAGUUUUAGCGGCUGAAGUAGACGAAAUUUAUGUGGGAGGGGGUGAGCAGCUUGUGGAGUAGUUAUCGUCCAUUUAUCGUUAUUGUGGUGAACUGAUCAAUAUAUCGUGAUAUUGAUUUGAGGCCAUAUCGCCCAGCUCUAGUUUGAAGCUAGUGUGAGCUGAUUGUAAAACUGAUACUGAAGCCUCCAUAUGACCCACAAAACCAGAGCAGACCAUCAUGGAAAGAUGAACUAAGACUCGUCAGAUGGGUCAUCAUAAAAGAAUUUAAAUUGCCCAUUAUGAUUAUUUAAAUUUUUUAAUAAAACAUCUAAUAAUCAGUCUGAUAAGCUGCGUCUGUGUGAUUAGCUCAUGAGUGGCAGCUCAGAAGUGCAAAUUUCUAUUGAUUUGUUAUUUGAAGCCAAAAGCUCGCCAGGAGGGACGAAAGAACUGCAACUAAAAUCACAACCAGUGUGUGAACACAUUAGUCCCUGCUUCAUAGAAUUCUUCAAUACCUGCUACCAGUACAACACGAUCGAUUGUUUUUCUCGUGAUCGUCUUUUUUUACAUUUUCCAGAUUAAUGCUCGGAAAGCAGGAGGAUUUUGGGGCAUAGAAAUGAACUUCAUUUGAACAUGAAUAAAAGUUAUUACAUGUAGAGUGAUUGGCGAGGAAUCGUUCUAUUGUAGGAUCUUAUAUUCUUGUUCUACACACUGCCCCCUUGUGGCAUCAAUGUGAAUUUCAGUCUGCUUUAAAGCUGUACUAUAAGACACCUUUACCCUCUCGUACCUCUAGAAGCAGAGGCUUUAUUUGUAUGCAAAUGUAUUUUCUUCAAAUCCUCCAGCUACCAGACUCUCUUGACUACAAAAAGAUCGAAUACUUUGUGCAUGUGUAUCAGAGGAAUUACUAUUCUGCAGAGGUCUUUGUUUUUAAGUUGAAGUUGCAGUAGAGCCACUGGACCGGCUCUAAAACCAGAGGCAGUGUCAUUAACCACAUUCAACUUAAUUUAGUGUUGCACACUGUGAGACUCUCGCCCUCUCUGCAGACAAAUAUGAGUCUCUCAGUGUCCAGUUGUGCUCAUAUAUCAUUCUUGACAGUGAGGUCAAACUGUGAAACGUAGUAACAGGAAUCAGAGCAGGUUUUUCUGUCGAUGGGAAGGUUAAGGUUAGAGGAGAACCACAGUGAUGGUUAAAAGGAGCCAGAGAUGACUGGUGGAGGGUGGCGGGAUGAUUUAUGUCACAUAUCAGUGUCAGCUGAAGAUUAAAGGAGAUGUAUUCAGCGGUCUGGUGCUGAAGGAUCAAUACCAUUUGAUUUCACCUGCAGCCUGUUUUUAUUUUGUCCUCCUGCUGGAAUGAUGUAUUUUCGUAACUAUCCUCUGCCGUCAGGUGAAUAGAUCCUACAAACUAACCACUUUGAAAAGUGUGAUUGGCUUUACCACAGAGAUACAUGAUGAAUUUAGAUUUAAAAAAGCGGGAACACUGCAGGUAAGAUCACCGAAUGAAAAACGAUCCUUGUUUUGAAUACAGAUUUUUCAUGUUCUUACAAUCAAUAACGAAAGAGAGAACAACUUUUGUAUUUUUCUAUUUUUGUGGAUUUUUUGCUUUUCCAGUUUGCUUUCAGCAGCUGUUAGUAAUUUGGUUUCGAGUUUCACCUCCAAAGUUGUUGGUUUCUUUCUCAGUGUGCUUUUUUUUCUGUAAUUUUACAUGAUCACAAGAUGUGGAGCACAUACAAAAUGAAAGUACAUGGCGUGGCUGUACAACAACAACAACUAUUAUCUAAAAAACAGAUGGACGUUCUUCAAAAAAAAAACCUUAUCUAUAAAUGUUUUUUUUUUUUUUUCUGGCUGCAACAACUUCACUUUACAUGUAAGUGGAUGGUUUAAAGCUCCUGUAAGGAACUCUGUGUCUGUGUUGACUUUGGCGCCCCCUGUGGUCAAAGUAGUAAUCUAUCUUUUCCACUUUUGUCUCAUCCUUUCUUUCAACAAUGUUCAUUCUCCUCUUAUCUUUUGACUGUGAAAUUCAUUACCAACCAUCAUCACCGUUGUAGAAACGGUCGAUCUUGUAGCUUAUGCUCUCAUUUUGCUUCAGUCUGUUUCAUAACCUGUGAAAAAUCCCCCACAGGAGCUUUAAAUGAUACUCAUGGAGGUACAUUUCUCCUCAACCCCGAAUCCUUUCUCUCUAACAUUCAAACUAAAUACCGUACUCGUCACCCAGACCAUCAUCAUCCCAGAGGUUACAAACCCUCUGAUGUCUGACGUCGACUAAGAUGGAGCUCACUUCAGAGGGACAUGAAUCACUCCGGGCAGACCACAGUAUAUUACAGCUCAAACUCCUCUCUGCUGAUGACUCUGACCACAGCGUAACUCCACUCUGUUAUUGGCUUUUCCCCCAGUGUGAUACUCAGUCUUUGGGGCUUCUGUUUUCUAUCAGACAUUAUUGAACUCAUUUAUAUCAGACAUGAAGGUGAGACAUGAAGGUUAACUUUAUAAACAUGGAAGGAGGAAAACAGAGAGGUGUGCUUUCCCCAAAAUAACAAAGCAAUAAAAUUCUCCUUACAUGUACACUUUUUAAAAUCUUAUCUAUUCUUUUAAAAAUAGACGGCCUGGUGGCUCCUAAAAUGCUCGUCUCACAUCUUUUUUUUUUUUGUCCAAUCAGAUUAAAAAGGCUCAACAACCAAUCAGCCAAAUCAGUGAUGAAUAGACAAUAGAUUGUCAGCUACCUGAUUGAUUUAUCACCAACAUGUCACUUCCAACUAGAGGUGUCACAGUAGCAGAUUUUCCUCCUCACAAUUACAUUAAAAUAUCACAGUCAUAUUUUUUUGUAACAAUUGUGAAAAACUAGAAAAUAAAAAACACAUACAGUUGAAUAACUUGAUUAUGUAGAUUUUUUCUGCCUUAUAUUUGAGUUCUUUAACAUAUAUUUUGCUGAACUUUGCUUUUAUUUUGAAGUGUACUACCUGCGUUAGAUUACAGCUAAUCCGUCAAUCUUCUUGUAAAUCCAAAUUAAAGCUCCUGUAAGGGACUUUUGGUUUGAAAAAAUUUGGCGCCCCCCUGUGGACAAGGUGAUCUUUUCUUGUCCCCAGGGUGCUGAAGUUGUGUCUUUUUUUGAAAGUCAGAUGGAUGAGCUGUUGUUGUUGUUGUUGCUGUUGUUUUAAUGUGUCUGCUGUCCCCUGUCUCUCUCUCUCUCUCACCCUCGUUCUCUACUCUCUCUCCCUCCCUCCAUCUUGUUCUCUUUCUCUCCCCCUGCUCUCUCUCUCUCUCUCUCUCUCUCUCUCUCUCUCUCUCUCUCUCUCUCUCUCUCUCUCUCUCUCUCAAUACAUCAAACAAUGAGCGUAGUCUAGACCUGCUCUUUUUCUUUGGAAAGCAUCUUGGGAUGACGACUGUUGUAAAUUGGCUCUAUAUAAAUAAAAUUUUGUUUGAUUUUGAUCAUUUAUUGUGAAUAUGUUAUGAGGAAAAAGUAGAAAAGAUGGCUGAAGGCCGACUCCUACCCUCUAUACCAGGCGUCAAAAUGGAAAUACAGAAAUGGUGGACCUUAAACUUCCACCUGCUUUAGUUGUACUUUUACAAAACAUCGUAGCAUAAUCAGAACUUUUGCUGCUCUUCUUUUUUUUUGUUCCCAUGUUUGUUUAUUUCAGACACAUUCAUCAUUAGCUGAUCGGUCGUGCACCUCCACAGAAACACUCGUCACGGAGGCUUUUUUUCGCCGCUGGAUUGACCUCUGGCUGUGUUUACAGCCCAUCAUUACGCCCCUCAGCUGGGUCAGAUUCACCGUUUGAAUCCAGUAAAUAUGCAGCAGAGGGUGUCUUAUCCUUCAAGUGCUUUGACCUGAGGUGAGAUGUCAAAAGGUCAGAUGGGUCAUUAAGUUUUCUGGAAUAUAUCGUAGGUUUAUAAGCGAUACAGAGGUCAGGUGCGGAGGGGAACACAGCCGGUAUGAGAGACACUUGAUGGAGUGAGUGGGCGGCGUCGGUUUGGCCCAAAAUCCUCCUGAAUUUAUUCAUGACUUUGGGGAUUGAUGGGAAAGUUUAACCCGAAUCUGCAAGUCAGGAUUCUGUUUCAACUACCUGUGGCUAAUGAAUAUUUAAAGCAGCUCUUAGAGCGAUAUUACACAGCCUGGCUGUUGGAGUGAAUCCGAAAAGAGUGACAGAGAGAUAAGAGAGGAAUCCACAAACCUUCAGCAGUGGAUUACUGAGGGCGAGUUUAAGCAGAAGAUCUAUUUUAGAUAAGAGUCUUAAUAUUUUCCCUGAAUAGUCCUACUUUCAGUUCCUCCUUUAUGUUGUGAAAAUAUUGACAUGGUACAAAAAUGAAUCCAUCCGUCUUUCCUUGUCGUCUUAAAAGUUCAGUUUGUAUUCAGGUUAUAACUUUGAUUUAUAAAGUUGAAAAGCAGAAGCAGCAGCCGAGUCUGGAGGAGCUCCUACAUAAACCCCAAAAAUCAGUUUCUGAAUAAAUUCUAAACGACGCUUCGGUUGAACUCUGCCUCAUUAGACUUCAGAGCAGACACGUUGUCAACCUGUGUUAGACGUUUUUAUGAUGGAGAAAAGAAGUUUGAGGUAUUAAACAGAAACAGUUUCUUGAACAGCUCCUUCAGGACUAUCUGUCUCUCAGCGGCCUCCACGAACGUCCGAGCCCUUCAGCCUCAGAUCUCCUGCGUAAAUCUGUCAGGUCCACGAACAGGUGUUGGUGACAGUUUGCACACGCUCAAGCUGCUGCCUUCUGCUUCUCUAAGCGCUGCUCUGUCCUCCGCUCACCCCCACAAAUUAAAUUAAGCCAUUAUUCAGCAGCAAUGGCUGUAUUACAGCUGCAGAUAAGAGGCUGAAUAGAGUUAAAAUCAAAUUUUCCAGAGGGAUAUUUCUGCUCAUAGACAGCGGAUGAUGAAUAAUAAAUGAAAAUAGCAGCACAAUGAAUUUAAAAAAAGGAGUAAUUUUAAAGACUCAUGAGGGACGAGGGUUAAAGGUUUUGGUGUUUGUUCGGUCUUUCUGCUCAACUUUCAGAUCGGAGAGUUUGUAAAAAGUUUGAUAUCCUCCGUGGACAGAAAUCUGUGAUUGCAAAGAGUCCUGAUUAAAGUUUAAAGUGGAUGUUAUGAGAGUUUUUAUCCAAUCAAUGUCUCAGGUUUUAUUUUUAUAUUCUGCCCUCUUAAAAACAUCCACAGGGUGUUUCCCAGAUGGAUCCCCUGCUUUGGAUAUGUGCAGCACAGACACAGAGACAGUUUCCCCUUCAUGACUUUGAUUUACUUCCUGUGCGGUGACCUUUUAGAGCACAAGAGGCCGGAGAAAAUUCAAUAUAAAUCUGAGAGACAUUUAUUUCAUCCCUGACUUUGACUGUGUGUACCUCAGCGGUGGUUAGAUGUGAUUGUUGUUUGUGUUUUCUCACUGAUACAUUUUCCACCCUUGUGCGAUGAUAACCUUUUCUUUUUUAUGGUUUUUAGUCCUCUGCUGUCAGACUCGCAGGUUUAUCCUUGUCUGCGGUCUCUUAAAUUGGGGUCACAGCAGACUUUUAAUGCUCCGUUUGUCGUUGUUUAUUCUCUUCAUUUUUCAGGUCGAUCAUGUCCACCGGAGCAAGAUCAUGACUGUGCUCAACGACUCGGACGAGACCCCCACUCCCUCCUUCCCCUUCUCCUACCUUCAGCAAAAUGUCUCCGCCUUUGUCACCCACGAUCCAUACUCCCCAAUUACCUUCCUCACCUCCCCCUCCCCUUCCUCCCUGACCUCCUCGAACUGCACCAGCCCUCCCUCCUCUUCCUCUCCCACCUAUAACUUCUAUGCGGUGCUGCUGGUGCUCCUCAUCUUCUGCGUGGUGUUCGGGAACGUGCUGGUGUGCGUGGCCGUGUCAAGGGAGCGCGCUCUGCAGACCACCACCAACUACCUCAUCGUGUCGCUGGCCGUGUCGGACCUGCUGCUGGCCACGCUGGUCAUGCCCUGGGGGGUCUACCUCGAGGUGUGAAUUUGGAGAUACUGGAGCCUGGUGUAGUUAUUUAAAGAGACCCGUCAUACACCUGUGGGACACCUAUAGAGAUGCUCACACCAAGGGCUGGGCGAUAAAACGAUAACGAUAUAUAUAUCAAAAAUACAUUUCCCUCAAUAUCGAUAUCAAACAUGGUCAAUAUGUUUUCAAUAGUCUGCAUUCUGCCAUGUUUUGGUAGACUAUACGAAUAGCCAAUGGAAAGGGGAGUUUCUCCAGGUCGGUUUUGCCCUAAACUUGGGCUGGGCAAGAUGGAAAUAAGUUUAUCAUGGUAUAUUUUUUUCAUAUCCGUCACAGUUGUUUGCUACUCGGUUCUAAUUCAGCACAUGAAGCAGACCCGGAGCAACUCCCUUUUUCAUUGGCUAUUCAUAUAGUCCACCAAAACAUGGCAGAAUGCCGACUAUCGAAAAGCAUAUUGACCAUGUUUUAUAUCGUUAUCGAGGGAAAUUAAUGUUCGAUAUACAUUGUUAUCAUUUUAUCGCCCAGCCCUAAGCUGAACCAAUCAUGUGCUGAAUAAGAAUCCAAGUAGCAAACAACUGCGUCGAAGCAGGCUGCAGCUACACGCAACCAAAGCACCUUAACACGUGAAUGAGUGCUACCCGCGGUAGAAACGCAGAUGAAGGCUCAACAGAUGAGGACAUCAUCGACAACACUGGCACAAAAAUGUUGUUGGUGUGGAGGUAGUUUGUUUAUUUUUAGGUCAGACAAGGAGCAGAGUAAUGUGUACUGCAAAUUAUGUCGAGUACAUGUUCUCGCAAAGUCGGGGAAUACCUCAAAUCUUUUUCAUCACCUGAAGCAGCGAGACGCGACAGAACACUCGCAAUGCAAAAAGUUACAAACCCCGAGAGGAGUGAGGAGGCCAUGGCAUCUGUGCAGCCGAAACAGACGACCCUUUAGUCCACUUUCUCUAGAGCAACGCCUCACGACAAAACAUCGAAGAGACACAAAGACCUCACAGAUGCAGUUGCUUAUUGUAUUGCAAAAGACAUGCUACCAAUAAGCACUGUUAAAUUUCAUCUUUUUUUAUCAUGAUAUAUCGAUAUUGACUGAUGUGAAGAAAAAAAUAUAUAUCCUGAAGAACUUUUUCCCAUUUCGCCCAGCCCUGUGCACACCUAAAGAUUUAAAUUUCCAGAACCAGCAAUCAAUAAGGAAGAUGUUUGAGGGAAUAGAAAAUGAUAAUAAACAUGUCUGUAUUAUCCCUGACAUGUUCGUGUUGUAGCUCUCAAGUGAAUAACCAAAAAUAAUGAAAUCACAGUUUAAAAAAGACUAAUGGUCGCCAUCAAGCAGCUCAUUUUCUCGACCAAGAGUCAAAACACAUUCAGUAAAAACAUCCAUUUGCAGCUGAGAAGCUAAACCAAUCACAUGCUUGGUUGUUACGCCUAAAAAACACACCUAAAGGUUGCAGGUUGAUAUCAUUAAGUUGACUUAAUAAUUGAAACAGACCAGCUAAAUGCAUAGAGUGGAGAAAGAUCGUAAUUGGACGUGAGGUGUGAGGUUGACCUCUAACCAAACUGCAGAGUUAAUUUAACACCAGCCGCUCGCAUUCUGCCUGCAUGUUCAAAUCCUGCAGAAUCUCAUGAAUUCAGAGUAUAAGAGAACAAUAAUGCUCCUUUAGUCGUCAAACAUGCUGCAGAUAAUCUCAUGUUGUUCUCAUGUCGGUUCAGCUCUAGCUCCAGGCUCUUUCUUUUCAUGCCGUCAUUGUGUCCGAGAGACCUUCUGAAUAAAUCACAGCACCACUGAGCGAUCACACCGGCCUUCACAUGCCUGAAAAUAAUAAACCAACUCUCUCUGUAUGAAAAAUUAAUGUCAGAGGCUAACAUAGUAAUUAUGAUCUAUUAUUUCUUAUUGAACCGGGGACCUGGAGAUAUAAUUGUCCUGUCAGAUUCUUUGGGGGUAAAUUGGGUCAUUUGAAUGAAAAUGGAAUUAAAUAUUAAGAAAUAUUAAUAUUAAUGCUCCUCUUUUAGUGUUUUAACAUAUGUUAUAGGUGUACAGAAUGAGUGUUGAGAGUUAAGAUCUAUUAAACUGCAGAAAAACUUAACUUGGUUGUUUCUUGUUUUGUUAAAGGUGGUCGGAGAGUGGCACUUCAGUCUGAUCCACUGUGACAUCCUCUUAACUCUGGACGUCAUGAUGUGCACCGCCAGCAUCCUCAACCUCUGUGCCAUCAGCAUCGACAGGUGGAUUAUACUUCAUCUUUUACUUUCUUUUGUCAGACUUCAAACUCUCCUCAUCUUCAUUUCUUAAAUUUGGCCUUUCUCCUCUGAUUCAGGUUUUUUUUUUUUUUGCGAGAGAAAAGGUCAAGUCGAUUUAAAAAAUUUCAGAGGGAUCUUUAUUUGAAAUAACAAAGCUGACGUUGAAUCGAUAGAUCAUCUCUUUUCUGCCUGGAUUUGGUUUUACUGUGAUCCUGAUUGAUGCUGUCUGCCCAAACAAAGAGUCCGAAACACUCAAGAGCUGCGAUAAAAGAAAAACACACGUCUACUAACAUUUUCAGAGAUUGAUCCAUCAUCCAGCGGGACGGAGACUUCACACACUAGUCAUCUCUUUUAUUUUCAGCAGGUGUUGACAGGCUUCCUCUGCGAUUCUCAUUAACCUCUGCAGUUGUCAGAGUUUGUUCUUAGUGGAUGAAGGAGACCAGGAUUUGUCGCUCUAGCCGUCGCCCUUUUAAUGGGUCCGGGGGGAGGAAGGUGACCAGACACCUAGCGUGUGGAGCGUUGGCAGCUUUAUCCCAAUAACUCAGACGUGGUGACAUAUUCGGGCUGCUGCGGUUUAGUGGUCCGCAGUAACUCGAAUGAAUAAAGUGUUGUUUAAUUGCUUUGUCUGAGCUGGAGGCGGUAAUAAAUGUGCAGUCGAAGCUUCAUGCCUGAGCUAUUUCAAAAUGAAGCCGUAACUUCAAGGUCAAAGUGCUGGAAACUUUAAUUUGGGGUGUUUAAUCCUCAUUAGAUUAGAAGUUAAACAAGAACAGGACUUUUCAAACACAGCCUCCUCGAAAUGGUGCGUAACCCCAGAUAAGUUCUCCGAGUUUGUCUUUGUGAUUACAACUGAAUCGAUAAGAAAAAGGUUGUACCAAUUAGUGAGUCCUCAUGACUUUUUGUACUAACACAGGAGGAACUUUGGGAUCCCAUGAAAGUUUUUAAAGAAUAUAAUGGUUGUGUUGAUUUUGGCGCCCCCUGUGGACGAAGCAGGUUGUCUUAUUGUUUUCGCAAAAUGAAGGAGUCUUAUGACAGCAAAAGGCUUAAACAUAGAAAACGCAGGAGCUGAAGUGGAGGGAUGGAAAGUUUUGGCCCAAAAGAAGAAGGAUAUAGAAAUUUCAUUAGCAACUGUCUCGUUACUGGGAGAACUGGGAAUAGUCCGGCAGAGUUUGUUGGAGACAGGAGUAGUUUCAAUAGGUGGAUGGAUUUGGAUGAGGAGAGAUGAUGUGACAUGUUCAGGGGGUCUGUUUAAGUUUUAUGUCCUGUCUCUAUACAGCGGAGUUUGUUCAGGUGACACCUGCUCUCUUUUCAGAUCUUGAGUCUGUACCUUGGACAAUCAUUCAAACUUUGGGCUACACUCAGCCUUGAAAACAGAACUGCCCCUCACAUAAAAGUGAAUCACCUCUAUUACAAUGUACUUUGGUUCUUCCACAUCAUGGAGUUUUAUUUUCUUUAUGCUAAUGAUACAUGAGGUUGUGGUAAUAUCAGCAUUGUCUCUACCUGAAGCUCUUCAUCUCACUGCCAGUUAGGGCUGGACAAUAAAUGGAAAAUUUACCGAUACCAAAAUUUACUGAUGUCAUUUUGCCCAUGCCAAUGUAUUCACUGUCAAAAAAUUAAUAAAUAAAAGUUGGUUUUGGAUGUGUGUAGGUAGGCUAUGGUCUCUGUCCUAUGUCAGAGAUGUGACUCCACCCCAUCCAGUCCGUAACAAAGAGGGAAAGACAGGUGAGGAGAUGGAGGACGGUUCAAAAGUUGGAGCGGCUGAAAUAGACGAAGUUAAUGUGGGAGGGGAUGAGCAGCUUGUAGAGUAUUUAUUGUCCAUUUAUCGUUAUCGAGGUGAACUGAUCAAUAUAUCAUGAUAUAGAUUUAAGGCCAUAUCGUCCAGCUCUACUGCCAGUACUACCAUUAGUAAAACCAUUACUUUUUCACCUCUUUUUUUCAAGUGCAGUUUUCUUACAUCUAACCCUCAUCCACUAAACUCUCUCUCAUUCUCCAUUAUUGAGUUUUUGGAAAUCCCAUUUAGGCGACAUGAGGUGCAGUAGUCAUGGUUAUGAUCAAGGUGUGAGCGUUCAGUUGAUUUGACAUCGCCACCCUUUCUGUUUCACACUAGAAGAAUAAAUAUCUCUUUUACUGUAGACCCGAAAACUGUAGGUUAGUCACUCACUACAGUCCAGGUCUGCUGUGAUGAUCUACUGCUUCACUACCCGGAUAUAAACAAAUAUUAAUGAUUGAUGGUUUCUUCUAGUAUGACGUGGCUUGGCAGUGAUUUAAUAAAGUAAUUUGUUACGAUAGCUGUGCUCGGUUAAACCGGCGUGUAACCUCUUGACGAGCUCAGACAUGUGGACAUUAACCAUCAGAGAGACAGGAGACAGGUGGUGCUAGCUCUGCUAUCGUUAGCCAGUUUGAAACUGUGGUUUCACGCUGAGCUGUGACUAUUUCUCUUAUACAUUUAAAUGACCCUUUUAAGGAGUAAUCCUCAGGCAGGUUUUUCCACAGCCGAGAAGCUCGAUCAGCAAAUGCUCCGUCUCCUUUGGCUUCAAGAUUUAAAGAGGUUUCCGCCUGAGGAUACUGCAAAAUAAGACGAUCGUGAGCAGGUGCUUUUUCUUCACACUCCAGCUGAGACGGGGUCAUUGCAGCACACUGAAGAAAGAUGCUCACCCCUGCGCCCAUAACAUUAAACUCUUAUUGUUUUUUUUUACAAGUGCUUUUAUUAGUUUUUCGACCUCGUGUCCUUGCAACAGGAUGUAACCGCUUCAGUCUGUUUAAGAGGAAACUGGGAAAUUGUUUGUGCUCUGAAUUAACAGCUUGUGUUUACUCUGAUGACUUGUGGGAACAUCAGGACAGGAUAAUAAAGUCUGAGGAAACAUCAGUGUGUGUAUAGUCUAGCUGGUGUUCAAACACAGGCGCCACAAGCUAGUGUGUGAGAGACACUUUAAUGUUGUGUGUGUUUUACGGUCACAGAUACACAGCGGUGGCCAUGCCGAUGCUCUACAACACCAGAUACAGCUCCAGGAGGAGGGUGGCGGUGAUGAUCGCUGUGGUGUGGUUCCUCUCUUUUGCCAUCUCCUGCCCUUUACUGUUUGGACUCAACAACACGGGUAAGCUGAUCCCUCUCUGAAAGCAUUUCCCAUUACAUAAGGUUGAACUUUCUACUCUUAAGGGUGUUUUAAGGUCCAUUCAAAGUUUGGUCCCGUUCACAGAGGCCACCAAAUCCCAAUAUCCAAUUUGACUCCUAGCCUUAAACCUUUUGCUCUGCAUCAUCCUCCACUUUCUCUACUCCCCACAUUCGCUCUCUUUCAUCAGAUUUCCAUUUUGAUGAAGGAAAAAAUGCAUCUAAAAAGAACACUGAGUAAAUGAACUAUCAUUAAUAAUCACCAUCAAAAGUUCAGCUCUGUAAUUACAGAAACUUUUGACCCCCUCAGCACUCAGCAGCCUGAAAAGUUGCUCAUCCUUGUGGAAAGUUCCUGCAGCUGAGGUGUCUGUAGCACCACUUAAUUUCAGUCAUGUGUCGUCAUCAAACAGGUUGUCUAAAGGUGUCUCAACCCUGGUAAUGUCUCUAAAUGGUCUGUUUUACUCGACUGUGCGAGCUGUGUCAAACUAUUCCGCCAGUAGGUAACAUUAAAACUGCAGCAGAUGUCAUAAAAGACAAAAUAUUCUAAGCUGGCAUAACUGGAAGUCCACUGACCUUGGAUGCUUUCUGAAUAGGUACAACUUUUAGAUACAAGCAAUGGCAAAUUUAUCUCACUGGAAAAACAGCUGAGAUGAAGCAUUUUAGACGGAGAAGUAGCUGCAGCUGAAUAGUGCUUAAAAAAUAACCGUUCACAGACUCAAGUAUAAAAUAAAUAAGGAGAUUUUCUGAGCUGCAAAUGGCUUAGAACUCUACAGGAGGCGUCCCAGACUGACGUAGUGAAAUAAGUCUGUAUCUUAAAGGGAUAUUCCGGCGUAAAUUUGAGUUAGGGUCAAACACACCAUAACACUGAGUUAAACACCCCCUUAAGAGAUGAAUGUUGCUGACUGUUUGUUUUUUAUAUCAACUUUGGUAAAGACCGCACAAUAGCAAUAUACAGCAUCUCCGCUCAAAAUCCUCGACCAAAACGCCACUCUAUAGCCGCAAAUAAUGCUCAGAACAGCACCUAACUUCAUCAACAGUACAUAGAGGGUCCCAGUCAUCGUACUAAUCGCCAAACAUCUUUUUAACUUUGACUAAUUUUUUAAGCAAAGAGACUAAACACAACUCACCUACUCUCCUCCAGCAGCCGCUUGCUGCAGCUCAAGGAAGAAAAUUAAUGAUUGUUACUUAAUGCAAAUGCAGUCAGAGUUCUUGUGUAUCUUGUAUGUGCGCUGCAGACGCGGUUGUUCUUCUGCCUUAGCGUCUCAGUCUGAAUGCUUUUCCUCAGCUUACAGCUGUUCCAGUUCACGACAUUUUAAAUCAUAAUUAAUAUAAUGUUUUAAUAUAAUGUUAACCUUUAAGAUGGUGGUUUUGUUUUCUUUUAUGAUAAAGAGGCAUCAGAAUGAAUCCCACUCUGUUUCACUCAUGAAGAAAUCCUCUCAGGAACUUGAUUGAUAAAACUCAGAGACAAAGUUUUUAAAGAAGGGAGGAUUUUGAGCUUCAUAAGCGAGAUUUAAGAGUCCUUCUCACCUUAUUUAUUUAAAGCUUCAUAACAGGUGCAUCCUUUGCUAUCGAAGCCAACGGGGUAAAUAUACCUUAUAAUGGCUUUAGGGUUUUAUUUACAGCAGAGCUUUUCUGUCAUUAACAGGUCCUGGGAACUGUUUUUCACAUAUGGGUUUAGGUAAAGAAAAUGGGAAACUAUAGAUUAGUUAGUUUACACCACAGCUGUUCUUGUUUUUGCUUUUUUACACUGCAGCGUUUUGUUUCCGUGCCUCACUUUCUCUCAGGUGUCAUUAAAACAGGAAAAAGAAAACUAAUGAAGCUGAACGUAGACUCUUUAAUGCAAACACAGCUGCUGGAGUCUCCUGGUCCAUCUGUCCCUGAAUUAGAUUCCCAAUCUUUGAUGAGAAGGUGAACAUAUCCAGUACAUCUGCUCAGUCGACAAAGCUGCAUACCAGCGCACAUUAAACCUAGAUAUUCAUUAGCACAGACACGUGGACCAUGAGGUGACAUAUUUCCAUAUGUUCUAAUCGACAGAGCGACAGGUGCGAACAAGUGGGCACACAUAAUCCCUGAUCGGUUUGUUGUGUCACAAAAGGAGCAGGAGUGAAGACACUUGGCAGCCAACCUCUGACUUAAUGAAGCUGUGAGGAGGGACUCAAGCUUUGAAUGUGCUCACACUGAACUUAGGGGAAAACACUUAAGAACGAGGAGAGGAUGAAAAGUAAUGAAAGAGUUGACAUCCUGCGGCCAUGACUAAACACAGACACACACACAGAGAGGACUUUAUGACUCCCUUCAGGACCAGACCGCCCAUAAAUUACAUUAUAAUGACAGGAACACUUGAUUUCUCUCAGCUUCUGUAACAGCUCUUUUACAAUAAUGAUCAAAGUAUGCAAAUUUCAGACUCAUAACAUCUUCAAAAAUAGAGGAAUACAAAAUUCUGCAACUCAUAUAAUCACAACAUUUCUCUACUUCAGACAACUGAUGGUUCUUAUCUGUGUUUGUGGGACAGUAAAAGACCAAAAUAUCCACUUUAGGAACUUUCUGUCUGUGUUGACUUUGGCGCCCCCUGGGGACAGUGUAGGGGCAUUAAGAGACACAGGUAAAAUAGAUGAUAGUAAUCAAGAGCAGAAGUUGAUGCUGCGUUCCAGUUGUACUUGAAAUUCGGUAUUUCCGAGCUCCGAGUCAGAAAUUCAUCUGGAACGCCCCCCAGAAGUCAGAUUUCAGACUCAUCAAGUCAGACGAUCCUCGUCAACCCCGACUUGAUGACCACGUCAUAAUCCAAGAUGGCAGCGCAGUGCAUCAACAGUUAAGGAUAACAGUGAAAGUUCUCGUAAUUAUAUAAUUAUAUAAUUAAUUAUAUAUAUUUUAUUUAUUAACACUUUUGUUUUGUUUUUGCGAAAUUGAAUAAGUGGUAAAUGUUGUACCGCCCAACGUCUGACAGUGAACACGGUGCUAUGGUGUUUGUAGAGUAAAAUUCUGUGUUACACGUUGUUUACAUCUGGUAUCGCUAACAACAACUAACAGCAGCUGACGACAGGUGACAAUUGUAAACAAUAGCCAACAACGGGUAACUGUAGACGUCCAUCUUGGUUUUCCAACUUGUUAACUGGAACACCGUAAACUCGGCUGUAACGUCAUUCCCAGCUCCGACAUCCGACUUCCGAGUCAACUGGAACGCAGCGUAAGAGUAAGCUUCAAAAUAAAACAGGAAGCAUAAGAAAAGGAAAAUGAAGUGUUUCAUCUAAGCAGGAGACCUGACUGAUUUAAAGUGUAGAGGUUGGUUGGUGAUUGGUGGUUCAACUUCCAGCCUUCACGCUAAGCUAAGCUAAGCUAAGCUAACCCUUCUUUACUGUAAUGUGACAGGCAUGACUGUGAUAUCAUCAUGUGAUGUUAAAUCUUUGCAUUAUUCUCUUGUCUGCUUUAGCCAACCGUGAAGGCACCACAUGCAGCUUUGCAGAUCCGGCCUUUGUGGUGUACUCAUCUGUGGCCUCCUUCUACGUCCCCUUCAUCGUAACUUUGCUGGUGUACGCGCAGAUCUGCUUAGUGCUGCGCAAACGUGGCAGACGCACCGCUCCUCCGCGUCGACAAGGCCUGCACACACAGAGCGCAGCCGAGUUGGGAGAAGGUCACCGACACCGGAAGGUAAAAUCAUAACUCAGCUAAGAAGAACAGAUAUUUUAAACAGUCAUUGUCUCUGGUUAAGUUAAUUCAGUGUCUCCAAGUGCAUUAGAGUUGUUUUCCUCAUUUGUAAAAAUCAGUCAGGGCAUUUGUGGAGUCCCUCAGGGUUCUGUACUGGAUCCUCUGCUGUUUUCUUUACACCUUCUCUCAUUGUCUCUUUUUAUUUUUAUGCAGAUGACACUCAGCUGUACACGUCUUCUGAACCUGAUAAGCCUCUAAAAUGUCUAUGUUAGUUGCAUGAACUGUAUUUCAAGCUCAGAUGGUCGAUAAUUUCCCUCAGCUUGUCUCUACUCCUGAACAUGUUGGGGUCCUACCAAGCUGUAAAAAACACCAUCCAAAAUCUUAGUUUCCAAAUGGGCCAGGGGUUAAGUCUGGAUCAGUCUGAAAUGGUUUGCUUCGCUCCUGUUUUCUCCCAUACAAGAAAUAUUGAUUAGCUAGUCCAUGCUUUUAUUUAAUCUAUUAGACGACUGUAAUUCUCAGAUCUGUGUUUUGGCUUCUGAUUCAGUUCAGAAUCCAGUUUUAAAUACGAGUGAUUGUGUACAGAGUGUUUCACAGUCAAGCUUCGGCUAACAUCGUAGAUCUGCUGUAUCCAUAUAACUCCAGCAGGACUUUGAGGUCCUCUGAUCAAGGUUUGCUGGAUGUUCCUUGACUCAAAACUUACUUUAUUUAUCUAAUUUUUAUUAUCACUAAAUAAAGAGGAUUCAGAAAGGUUCAGACCAACAGUUGUUCUCUAAAAAGUUUGCUGCAGCUCUUCCUGGAGCUAAAAAAGGUUGAUGCUGAUUGACAGAUUUAAAUUGAUGCUUUUUAAAGAGACAUUUUUCUUGUUUAAUAUUUAUGUCUGCGACUUCAAAAAUGCAUCAGUCCCCAGGAUAAAUUUUUCUGCUGUCAUUCUGCUUCAUUUUCAGAAUAAGUGCACACAGCCAGAGGAUGUGAAGCUGUGCACCCUGAUCCUGAGACCUGCCACCGCCGGCCCACAGCGCAAGAAAGUGGUAACGAACGCGCUCUUUUAACGCUCUCUCACUCUCCCGUCUUUUUAAUCCAAUCACCCUCUGCUGUUUUUCUUCUUCUUGUGUUUGAAGAUGUUGCUCGAACUUUCCUUUUCUUUGACUUUGUUUAGUCACACCUUUCUUUGUCAAACCAUGUUGACUAUCAUCCUCUCUCUUCCUUUCUGCGUGUCAGACCCUGGUAAAAGAGGCCGUGGUCCAUCCCUUGGAUGUGGAGCCGGGUCAGUUCCUGCCACAGACCGAGCAGAGCUUGGCACCUCCCCCUCCUCCCCCUGCUCCCCAAACCUCCUCACAUCCCCAUCCAGGGCGGGCCAGGAUCUCCUUGGCUAUCUCGGUCGGACCUGCACCGGUUCACCCCUCGACCGUUACACGCUCCGCCCUGAUGCCUCGUCCCCCCACUCUGGAGGAUGGCAUGAGGGGCAGGGAGGGAUGGAGGGAGCGCAGUGGGGGCAGAGAGAGGUGGGGGAUCACGAAGGAGAGGGUGAGAGGGAGGCUGUCGCAGCAGAAGGAGCGGAAAGCGACUCAGAUGCUGGCAAUCGUUCUCGGUGAGCCAAAGAAAGUGCAGACAUAGAGAAGAGUGAAUACUCAAGCACAAUGUUACUCAUUAUGAAGAGACAUGAAUAUUCAUGCAGCGCUGAUUACACCACACAGGAGCAUCUCAUCUGCUGUUAAAGGGAUAGUCCAACGUAAAAUUAAGUUAGUCUGAUUGCAUUUCCACGAAGUAAUAAUCAUUCAUCUCUGGAGGGGGUGUCUAACUCGGUGUUACGGUGUGUUUGAGCCUAAAUUAAUUUUACGCCGGAAUACUAGAAUAUUAGAUUUAAUAGGAGACGGUUGCUAUGAAGGAGAAAAAGCUCAAAAGCCCUGAAAGAUCAACUCUAUACAAAGUCAUUUGCAGGAAGUGGUCUGCUUCAUUUAGCAGCAUUCAUGAACGUAACAACCUAUAUUUUAUCCCACUGUGGGUCUGAUCGCUGUGAAAAUACAAGUGGUGCAAUCAUGAAUCAGGCUGAGUUCGAGGAGAAGUGGGUUCAUUGUGAGAUUUCAGAGUGCUUGUACUUUGCUCUCAUACAUCUCUCUUAUUCUGAUUUAUGACUUUUCGUGCUUCGUGCUAAAUGAUUCUGUUUUCAUCAAGGAUUCUCACUGAAAGCACUUUUUCUGUAACUUUUGGUUCAGUCUGUCUCGAGUCUUUGAGAAUGAGACUUCAUUAGAAAAAUCUGCCGGGAGCAGUCUUUUCAGGAGCGCUGCUGUCUGGUUCAAAGUAUAAACGUUAUUCAAGUUAGCUUGACCGUGAUUUUCUUCUCUUUGCAGACAAGUUUCAAAAAAUCCAAUCCGAGGGCCUAUUUGAAUCAUCUUACUGCUUUGAUUCUGCACAUCUAAAGGCAGAAUUUAACCUUCACACAAUGAUUUAGAGGAGAUUUCAAAAUACAGAGGCAUACAAGAUUAAAAAACACGCAGUAAAGUCUUGAUACCUCUUUCUGAUCUGCUCACCUUUUCUCAAGGCCUUCAGAGACAAUAAAACCUCAAGGAAUAACGUCACUAAUUCACGAUUUGUUCAUGUUUCUUAGGUGUGUUCAUCAUCUGCUGGCUGCCCUUCUUCCUCACCCACGUGCUGAAGGCUCACUGCAGGAGCUGCUGCAUCUCCCCCACACUGUACAGCGCCGUCACCUGGCUGGGGUACCUCAACAGCGCCGUCAACCCCGUCAUCUACACCACGUUCAACAUCGAGUUUCGCAAAGCUUUCAUCAAAAUCCUGCACUGCUGAGAAAACACGGGGAGCGUCGAGUGACCAGAAAUAAAACAACCUGAAGUUCUUGGUGAGAUGAGGGGGUUUGAGGGGACGACAGGAGAUUUGACACCUGAUCACACAGGUGGUACAAGCAUCUGAAGACAACAACACGUAAUCAGUGGGUUUGACAAACGUGAGGAGACGGAAGAAGACAGGAACAUGACACACACAGAGGGAAUAAAAUCAACCAGGACAUCACAAAAGAGAGUUUGACACGUAGGAGACAGCUACAAAAAACUGCAACCGGCAGGAGACGUUUAGACUCACUGAGUGAUAUGAACACAGACUGAGACGAGGAGAUACCCACACUCUGGAGAUUUUAGGAGACAUGACUGUUUUUUUCAGGACUUGGUUAUCUGUCAGAGUCACUUUUUUUCCUUUAACCUUGACUAAGAGUGUCUCGUUGUGUGUUCGCAUGUCCCUGCAAUCAAAACCCUCCCUGUUUGAUUCAUUUACAGAGCGAAGGCUCCGAUAUUUUUAAAAACUAACAAAGUUACAUCAAGGUGGAAUUACUGUUGUGUUGGUGAAGGACAGUUCAGAGAGCCUUUGAUAACUAUCAAGUGUAAAUUUCCUGCUUUGAACUCCUGUGCAUACAAGUUGGUACAAAAUUACAUGUGUGGCUGUUGGUAACAAUUUUCAUAAUAAAACACAUUUCUUUCUCAGCUCAA
This is a messenger RNA of Xyrichtys novacula (pearly razorfish), 25468 nucleotides long. The record is from the annotation of a GenBank genome assembly. Lineage: Eukaryota; Metazoa; Chordata; Actinopteri; Labriformes; Labridae.